Messenger RNA from Galeopterus variegatus (Sunda flying lemur), 513 nucleotides. Its product is annotated as receptor-type tyrosine-protein phosphatase mu-like. The record is from RefSeq and is a predicted model, not a curated record. Gene Ontology annotation, molecular function: protein binding. The transcript is spliced from 2 exons. The annotation marks the transcript as partial. NCBI's taxonomy places the organism in Eukaryota, Metazoa, Chordata, Mammalia, Dermoptera, Cynocephalidae.
AGCUGAUGGUGCUCUUUUUGUCCUCCCCACCCCCAUUGACACAGGGCAUUGAUGUACGAGAUGCUCCUCUGAAGGAAAUAAAGGUGACUAGUUCUCGACGAUUCAUAGCUUCAUUUAAUGUUGUGAAUACAACAAAACGAGAUGCUGGAAAGUACCGCUGCAUGAUUCGCACUGAAGGAGGUGUCGGAAUAUCAAACUAUGCAGAAUUGGUAGUUAAAGAACCACCAGUCCCCAUUGCCCCGCCUCAGCUCGCCUCAGUGGGAGCGACCUACCUGUGGAUCCAGCUCAACGCCAACUCCAUCAAUGGGGACGGGCCCAUUGUCGCCCGCGAGGUGGAGUACUGCACAGCCGGCGGGAGCUGGAAUGACCGGCAGCCAGUGGAUUCCACGAGCUAUAAAAUCGGACACCUUGACCCAGACACGGAAUACGAGAUUAGUGUGCUCCUCACCAGGCCAGGGGAGGGCGGCACGGGAUCUCCUGGGCCACCUCUGCGGACAAGAACAAAGUGUGCCG